Brienomyrus brachyistius is the source of this 2708-nucleotide messenger RNA. RefSeq lists its product as uncharacterized. NCBI's taxonomy places the organism in Eukaryota, Metazoa, Chordata, Actinopteri, Osteoglossiformes, Mormyridae. Bases 115 to 1440 code for a protein of 441 amino acids. The transcript has 3 exons. The record is from RefSeq and is a predicted model, not a curated record.
AAUACUGUCAGCUUUCGUUCUCGACACGGACAGAUCCCGCUUGAAGCCAGGGCUAUGCACUGAAACUAAAUCACAGCGGACCCGCUCAUUAAUGUUUCAUGGCUUUAAUGCGGGAUGGUUAGAUUACAGAGAGCGUGCUCGGCUCAGCCAGGGGGCGUCUACAGGGAGGCACUCUCACUCGCGCUCGACCCUCGUUCUCAGGGAGGCCCUCUCACGCGCAUUCACCCCACGUCCACGGGGAGGUCCUCUCACACGCGCUCGACCUUCGUCCACAGGGAGGUCCUCUCACACGCGCUCGACCUUCGUCCACAGGGAGGUCCUCUCACACGCGCUCGACCCUCGUCCACAGGGAGGUCCUCUCACGCGCAUUCACCCCACGUCCACAGGGAGGUCCUCUCACACGCGCUCGACCUUCAUCCACAGGGAGGUCCUCUCACACGCGCUCGACCCUCGUCCACAGGGAGGUCCUCUCACACGCGCUCGACCUUCGUCCACAGGGAGGUCCUCUCACAUGCGCUCGACCCUCGUCCACAGGGAGGUCCUCUCACACGCGCUCGACCCUCGUCCACAGGGAGGUCCUCUCACACGCGCUCGACCUUCGUCCACAGGGAGGUCCUCUCACACGCGUUCACCCCACGUCCACAGGGAGGUCCUCUCACACGCGCUCGACCUUCGUCCACAGGGAGGUCCUCUCACAUGCGCUCGACCCUCGUCCACAGGGAGGUCCUCUCACACGCGCUCGACCUUCGUCCACAGGGAGGUCCUCUCACACGUGCUCGACCUUCGUCCACAGGGAGGUCCUCUCACACGCGCUCGACCCUCGUCCACAGGGAGGUCCUCUCACACGCGCUCGACCUUCGUCCACAGGGAGGUCCUCUCACACGCACUCGACCCUCGUCCACAGGGAGGUCCUCUCACACGCGUUCACCCCUCGUCCACAGGGAGGUCCUCUCACACGCGCUCGACCUUCGUCCACAGGGAGGUCCUCUCACACGCGCUCGACCUUCGUCCACAGGGAGGUCCUCUCACACGCGCUCGACCUUCGUCCACAGGGAGGUCCUCUCACACGCGCUCGACCUUCGUCCACAGGGAGGUCCUCUUACACGCUCGACCCUCGUCCACAGGGAGGUUCUCUCACACGCGUUCACCCCUCAUCCACAGGGAGGUCCUCUCAUGCACGUUCACCCCUCGUCCACAGGGAGGCCCUCUCACACGCACUCAACUCUUGUCCACAGGGAGGUUCUCUCACACACGCUCGAGCCUCGUCCAUUGGGAGGUCCUCUCACGUGCGCUCGCCUGUCCCGUGCACGUGCACUUACUGUCCUCCUAUCAGUAGUGCAGGAGAUUUUUAAUGGGUUCGGGUUUCACUGCAGCUGGUGGGAUGAGUGCUUUUUAUCUGAGUGCUGCAGGAAGAGUGACUGCGAAAGAGGCGAUGACUAGACUACAAAGAAGAUCAGAAUUCCAGUCUAAGCAUCUAUGACAGUGCAAUGAAGUUUACAUGAAACUGUAAUGCAUCUGACAAAAACAAAAUUAUUGUUUGUAAAUACCAGGGAGGCAUUAGUACUAUUAAUACUAAAUUACUGAAAUAAACGAUAUCAAGCCAUAAUGUUAAUAAAUUCACUGUACAGUUAUGUUAGACUAUUUAAACAAAAAUGUGUUAAUAUUGUUGCAGUGGUGAGAUGGCAUUCAUUAGUAUUUCCCAGCAUGUUUGAGAGAGGUGUAAAUAGCCUCUGGGUGUAUUUCAUGUUGUAAAUACUUGUGCUGUGUCUCCGGUGCAUGUAAGUGUGUUUACCUGAGUCUGCCCUGAUCUGUGCUAGUUACUUGCGUGUUUUCUUGCCCUCUGUAAAUAGUUACCCUGUGCCUGCCAUACAGUCUAUCGUCUGACCACCGUCUUUGUGGUAGGAAGUGGUUAUUUGUGUGCGGUCCUAUUAAAAAGGCACAAUCAAAGAAUGUCCUUCUUUGGAACUGCCUUGCUUCCUCAUGUUCUUACCACUAUGUUGCUUGGGUCUGCUAAACACUACAAUCUGAACAUACGGCAGACAGAAAGAGAAGUACUAAUGUUACCGUUGAGUGUAAAAUUAUUUGUUACUGGGGCUGUACCGUCAAGGGUUUGCCAACUGUACCUUAGUUAUAGAUAAAUGUACAGAAUUGUACCAUUGAGGGUACAUUAAUGUUGCUUGUACCUUGGGGUACAAAACUGUACCAGGGCCAGUUCAUUAGCAACUGAAUACUUACUGCAUGCGGACACAGCCAAAACUUGCUGUCUGACUAAGCAUUAAAGUGGCAACGAUGCUAUUUUGAAUGUGGUGAGAUUGCUGGUGCCAGAAAUGGUAGUUCCAGGAUCACAAAGACUGCAAUACGGUUUCUAGUUUAUGGUGUAAUGAACAGAAACUAGCCAUGGGCAGCUCUGCGACCAAAAUACAUCUUCUUAAUUAGAGAGGUCAGAGGAGAAUGGGCAGACUCUCUCCACACAUGCAGCAAACUGGGUACAUUUUCAAGGGGGGGCCUGUCUUCUCAUAACCUGCAGGCCAUUCAGCACCUGCUCUCCAUUCAAAAGCCUCAUUUAUACACAGCCUGAUGAAAUCACUCAUUCUUACAUUAAGUAAAUAUUUGCCACCAGUACUUUUCAAAAUUCAUGUCGUAAUGCAAGCGUACGCAGUGCUCCAUGCGUCAAAGAUAAGACAUAUCGUUGCAGCAUUUGCGUGCUC